Sitophilus oryzae (rice weevil) is the source of this 2483-nucleotide messenger RNA. It is a transcript of the gene Wnt10, whose product is annotated as protein Wnt-10b. Gene Ontology annotation, cellular component: extracellular region. Bases 358 to 1701 code for a protein of 447 amino acids. NCBI's taxonomy places the organism in Eukaryota, Metazoa, Arthropoda, Insecta, Coleoptera, Curculionidae. Gene Ontology annotation, molecular function: cytokine activity; frizzled binding. The record is from RefSeq and is a predicted model, not a curated record. Gene Ontology annotation, biological process: multicellular organism development; cell fate commitment; neuron differentiation. The transcript is spliced from 7 exons.
UUUCACCGACCGGCCCAAGCAAAUCGCCUAUCAUAUCACUCCAUAUUCUCUCUCUCUGUCUCUUUGCCGGCUUUGCCUGUCACUUAUUGCCGAAAUGCCACCUAUAUCGCCGCCGCGGAACGCCGACAGCAGUCGGAGCAACAGCGUUUCCGGUAAAAGCUCCGGGUACUGAGAUACUCCGGGUAAAACUACCCGGAAGAAAUAUAUUUUCGAAAAAAAAUAUAUUUGUUUUUUUUUCGAGUAAAAUUGAUCGAAAAAAAUAUGGACUCGGACGUUACUAUUCCGAUUGGUUGUUUGAUCGAGAUCUUGCUAAAAUAGUUGGUUGUAUACGCUUAAAGUGACCGUUGUGGUUUAAGUAUGGUGUUGUUGUCCGGACUUCACGCUAGAUCAGUAUUUUUUGUAGUUUUGUUCGUUUUUCGAUUUACAUCGCAAAAAAUUUCGUCCUUUCAAUCAAACAAUUUGAGAAACCAAGUCAGCAUAUUCGAUACUCCAUACAUCGACACAGCAUACUGCAGAAGUAUUCCAGGACUGACCAGACGACAAAUUGAACUUUGCUAUCAACAACCUGAUUCGACAAUGGUCGUAUUAGAAGGUUUGAAUAUAGCUGUAAAAGAAUGCCAGUACCAAUUUCAGUCUGAUCGAUGGAAUUGUUCUUCGCUUAGUACAAAAGGAAAAAAUCCGUAUAUUAGUACAAUGCUACAGAAAGGUUAUAGAGAAACUGCCUUUGCCUAUGCCAUAUCUUCAGCAGCCGUUACCAUCUCCGUAGCCAGAGCCUGUAGCUCCUCUACCCUCCAGAACUGCGGUUGCGACUCCAAAGUCUACAAAAUCCGACCCUACAAGCAAAUAUACAAGGAGCACGACCGCCUGAUCAGCGAAAAAUACAAACAAACUAAAGAGAACGGAGUUCUGGAGGAGAAUACUGGCUCCUUCGUGCCAAAUGAUAAUUUUCAGUAUAGUAGUUAUGUUAAAAACCAACAAUAUGUUGGAUCUAAGGAAGGUUAUUAUGGAAAUAAUGAUCCGGAAGAUAUGAAAGUGUCUUGGAAAUGGGGUGGAUGCUCUCAUAAUUUGAGGUAUGGCAUCAAAGUGUCGAAGAUGUUUUUGGAUGCGAGGGAGACGGCGGAUGAUAUACAUUCAAAGAUAAAUUUGCACAACAAUCAAGUAGGAAGAAUGGCUGUGAAAAAUAAUAUGCAAGUUCGGUGCAAGUGUCACGGUAUGUCUGGAAGCUGCAACCUGAUGACCUGCUGGAGAUCGACGCCAGACAUGCGAAACGUCGGCAGAAUUCUGAAGGAGAAAUUCAAAUCGGCCAUACUGGUCGACCAGUCCAAUUUCGGAAAUAAGAAUUUGCGAAAAUUCAACCUUGCCAAUCCGAAAUCAUCAAACAACAAACAAAGAAGAAGACAACAAUGGACACCAAGAAAAAAUAAAAGAAAAAGGGAUCUGUCCUCUGAUUUGCUAUAUUACCAAAAAUCUCCCGAUUUUUGUGACAAGGACAGUACCAUGGAUGUUCUGGGAACCAGUGGCAGAUCCUGUAACACAAACAAAUCAGCGACAUUCAACAGCUGCGAGUCACUAUGCUGUGGAAGAGGCUACAACUUGGUGAAACAACGAAAAAUUGAACGAUGUAAAUGUACAUUUAUAUGGUGUUGUAGAGUGGAGUGUGCAGUGUGCACGAUCGAAGACUAUGUCAGUGUAUGUAAAUAAACUCGAUGUACAAAGAAAAAAUAAACACUAAAUCUAAAUAAACUAAAAAAUAAUAAGUAAAUAAAAAUGAAAUAGUAGUUCAUACAUUGUAGUAUGAAGUAGUUCCGAGAUCCCAAUAAUGGGGCUCCAAUUUGGGACACCCUGUACAUAAAGAUAAGGUCUAUAAGUCUAUCAAAAAUCUAUCACACUUUAAGUAUUGUAAGAGAUUAAAAAAAAUGUUCUUCUGCAUAAUUAUAUUUAUUGGAAAUAAACAAUAAUACAAUCAAUGAAUAGGCCAAACAAAACACAAGAGCUGUAUCUGAUUUGUUUAUUGAAAUUCAAUAAGGUAUUAAUUCAUUGGAUAAAACAAAAUGAACGUUGAAUUUAUUCAAACGGUUGCAUUCUAGUGGUCUUUUACCAGACCGCGUAGUGUAAUGGUAGCCUUAUAAAUAGGGAUGUUCAAAAAUAUCGACAUGUAAAAUAUCGAUACACUUUUGCCAAUAAUUUUUAUUAUUUGUUUUGAAUUAUUAUUUUUCAGAUUCCAUCUAAACUACUUAAAAUUAAGUAUUGAAUAAUGUGAUAAAAAAAAUCUGUGUUUAUUUAUAGCACAAAAUUAACAUAUAGUCCUCAUCAUACAGAAUUCUUUUUAUUAGUUAGAGUUUUUGCUUUGAUAUACCGGGGGCGUCUCAAAAGUGGGUCACUCCUAUAACUUUUUUAUUUUUUCAGAUAAAAAAACGAGAUUUGGUAUGUUAGUAUAUGACAUAAAUUAGGAUUGAUUGACGUAUUCAAUUGUUUUCGGUCAC